Messenger RNA from Diaporthe citri, 1395 nucleotides. RefSeq lists its product as uncharacterized. The record is from RefSeq and is a predicted model, not a curated record. Bases 1 to 1395 code for a protein of 464 amino acids. Gene Ontology annotation, molecular function: GTP binding. The transcript has a single exon. Gene Ontology annotation, cellular component: mitochondrion. Lineage: Eukaryota; Fungi; Ascomycota; Sordariomycetes; Diaporthales; Diaporthaceae.
AUGCCCCCACGAGGUAUAGCCAGUCUGCUGGCCAUGCCACCAGCCCUACGGCCGGUGUUCCUGCAGGCAGUCAUGGCUGGGCCCCGAUUCGAGUCUGCCGUGCCCCUCUGUACCUGCAGCCGGCGACCCUACUCGAAAUCGGCCAAACCAUCGCGCCCACCACCACCUCCUCCCUCCCCUCCAACCCACAGCCGCGACGAUGCCCCUCCACGCGCCCUCUCCUUCCAUCCCUCCCCGGCUCCCGUCCAACCGCCCGUCGCCCACCUCGUCUUCGACACACCACCCUUCGACCUCACACGGUCCGCUUCGCUCUUUAGCAGCCCGAAGUUCCUCUACUCGGCGCCGCGCUUCCUGCACCUGCCGAUCAACACGCGCAUCCCGGAGGUGUGCGUGCUGGGGCGGUCCAACGUGGGCAAGUCGACGCUGAUCAACGCGCUGGCCGGGCUGGGCGGCAAGCGGGCAGGCGCGAGCCACGGGUCCAAGAACAACCGCGCCGGCAUCGCCGUCACGAGCGCCAAGGCCGGUUGUACCAAGACUAUGAACGCCUACGGCUUCGGCCCGCCGCUUUCCACGAAGCCGCUGACCAGGGCGGAGCAGGAGGCGCGCAAGGAGGGCGGGCGCGGGCGCGCAGAGCGCAGGUCCGCCGAGGGGAAGAGGAGGGAGCCCAUGCCCCGGCAUAGCUUGGUCAUGAUAGAUAUGCCUGGGUACGGGCUCAACUCGCGCGCCGACUGGGGUGAGGAGAUCCUGAAGUAUCUCAACCGUAGGGAGAUCCUACACGGCGCCAUCCUGCUCAUCGAUGCGGUUGCCGGUGUCAAGCAGGGCGACCGCAUGGUGCUGGAGGUACUGCGGGACGCGGGGCUCAAGACAAGUGUGGUCCUGACAAAGGCGGAUAAGCUGGUGAAUGACACAGAUGCCUUCGUGUGGGAGAACAGCGGGCCGCUGAGGCAGGCUUGCUUGCAUAUCUGGCAGGAGAUGAGGACGGUGGAGAAGGCGGGCAAGAUGGACUGGUUCGAGGGCGACGGCUGGAACCCUGAGAUCUUCAUCACGGGUGCUGGCGACCCGAAGCUCGGUGGUAUGGGCAUUGAUGGUGCGAGGCUGUCGAUAUGUAGGCUCGCAGGCCACCUCCCCACUCCCGUGAGGAAGUUCGAGGUGGCGGAGCCGGAAAUUGUGCCUUUCGACCAGCUGGUGUUCACCAAGUCGCCGUCCUCAAUACCGACGCCUGAAAGCCAGGCCGCUGUCGAGAUCCAAGAGCCCGAAGAGCAGGUUCAAGCGCCAGUAGGGCGAGGAAGAGUAAGGCCCUGGAGGGCAAGGCAACGCGUCGACCAAAUGGGUCUGAUGGAGGCAGCUAUGGAGCGGCCCAAGGCGAGGAGGCAUCUGGGCCAGGCCUCGUUCUAG